UUGGGGUUUGGGUUGUAGUUGGGGUUAGGUUAUGGUUUGUAUUAGUUUUUGGUUUGGGUUUUGUCAGGGCUGAACUUGAGAGUUUAGGUAUCUUCAGAUACCUUGCGUGGCAAAACCAGGCACAAAGAGUUCAAACUGAGUUCAAACGCCAUAUUUUAUUUCCAGGCAGGUUUACUAGUAUUGUGACUUGUACAAGCUAGCAUCUGAUUGGACGUUCUGAUGAUUGUAUUCCAUUGUUUCAUUUAAGGAAGAAACAACAAGCUGCGCCUCUGAACCAAAGGGCGGAAUAAUCAUCAGGAAGCAGAAUGGAAAGAGUUGACCUGUUAGACCAGCUCAGACGACGGGUCCUCACGUGGAAGAGUCCUUGCUUGUUCGGGUGUAGUCGAGCGUGUAGCGACAAAUUCCAACAACCAGCUAGACUUCCGUCCUCCGUCGUCUCUCGAAGCCUAGAGGGGGCGUCGCCGGGCAUACGAGAGCCAGAGAUGGAAUGGCGGAUUUAGUUUCACCCCCGUCCCUCCAAGAGUGCUGAAGGGAGGUCUGCUUCCCAACCUGCAGACCAGCAGAGGACCCCACCACAAUCCUCCUAAUGAUGGAAAAUCAACGCUCCAUUGAGCCGCUGACGUUCCUGACUGUUUACAUAAGAUUCCGUUCAUUUAGUCCAAUCAACACACAUAGCUAGUUUUGUUAGCAUCGAGUCAAGAUGACGAAUGUCAUCUUAUUAAAAAUGCAUCAUUGGCGUUGUUGCCUUCAAGGACACCAGGAAAAGGUCAGCGUUUUUUAGGACUGACAUUUCUUUAGCAAUGCUUCCCAUAAUCAGUUCCCAGUUCGACAUGUCCAAAAGGAGUAGGAAGAAGCAAAGCUUAUUAAAUCCUACCCCUCCAUCUGGUACUUACAAUCACUGUUACAUUUGUUCACUUCCUGCUUUCCUAAUAUAGUUUUUUUUUCUAUCUAAUAUCACUAACAUUUUACUAAAAUUUCAAAAAAAUCACUAAAAAUGUAGUUUUUAAAAAAUUUAUUUAAUUUUUUUUCGUCUUUCUUAUUUAUUUAUUUGGACUUAGAAUCUUGGAUCCUGGUCUUCAACCAGGACAACCUUUCUGAUCAUCAGGUUUAGCACUCAUUGUUAGCUGGUCUGUGGUGGUAGUAGUAGUAGAAGUAGAAGUAGUAGCAGCAGUAGCUGUGGCAGCAAUACUAGAAAUAGUAGCAGCAAUACUAGAAGUAGCAGCAGCAAUAAUAGAAGUAGCAGCAGCAGCAGGAACGGCGGUAGGCUCCUCCCAGACCCGAGCAAGGAGAAGGAGACCCCAGGGAGGAGGCUCUCAGUCCCGAGCCGGCAUCCAUGCCGACACCCCGCCGCUUCUAGUCCGACCCUUCAGUCCCCGAUCCAGAAUGAGGGUUUUUAUUUUGCCGCUGUCCUGGCUGCUGCCGCUGGCCUUGGCGGAGGCCAUCCACGAACUGUACAGCUUCGGCCAGCAGGACUUGUUCCCCCGGAAGAGGAACUGCAAAGCCAUCCCCGCCAACCUGCUGCUGUGCCGCGGCAUCGAGUACGCGGACAUGCGUCUGCCCAACCUGCUGGGACACGAAACCAUGAGCGAGGUCCUGCAGCAGGCGACCUCCUGGAUCCCGCUGGUGCAGAAGCAGUGCCACCCGGACACCCGGAAGUUCCUGUGCUCGCUCUUCGCCCCGGUGUGCCUGGACGACCUGGACGAGCCCAUCCGACCCUGCCGCUCCCUGUGCGAGGGCGUCAAGCGCGGUUGCGCGCCCGUCAUGUCCGCCUUCGGCUUCCCGUGGCCCAAAAUGCUGGACUGCGAUCGAUUCCCGCCGGACAACGACCUGUGCAUCCCUCCCGUCGGCAUCGACGACGCGGGGGCCGUCACCGAGGAAGUGCCCCGAGUGUGUGACGCCUGCAAGGAAACGGACGACAACGACAACGAAAUUGUAGACAACUUGUGUAAAAAUGACUUUGCCCUGAAAAUCAAAGUGAAGGAGAUCUCGUACAUCAACGGCGACACCAAGAUCGUUCCGGAGAGCAAGAGCAAGACCAUCUACAAGCUGCACGGCGUGAGCGAGCGCGACCUGAGGAAGACGGUGCUGUGGCUGAAGGACGGCCUGCAGUGCGUCUGCCAGGAGAUGAAUGACAUCAACGCCGCCUACCUGGUCAUGGGCCAGAAGAUGGGCGGCCACCUGGUCAUCACCUCGCUCAAGCGCUGGCAGAAGGGCCAGCGGGAGUUCAGGAGGAUCUCACGCAGCAUUCGCAAGUUGCAGUGCUAAAAAGAAGACCACCAAAAACUCAGAUGUUGCCAACGCCUCAGUAAGACCAAUUCCUAUUGGCCGCCUGUCUUAGAGGUCGCUAGAUGUCGUCAUUGGCUUAUUUGCGUGUCAUUGACAUGUGACGUAACGGAUGCUAAAACGUAGGAGCGACCUAAAAACACUUAAAUGACGUUAAAAACGACAAAUAAACUUUAGCCCGAGUCCUAACCCUAACAAACAUUUACGUUUUACGUCCCGCUCGGUAAAACAGGGCGAGAUCCACGAAUCGCAUGGAAAUUGAUGGAUGCCUCGAUCUCUACUUUGGGGGCGGGCGGACCCCUCGGCAGCACCCGCUGCCACUCAGCAAGACCACAAAAAUGCACAACAAUAUGUGCUUGAACUUUUAAGUCCCCAAAUAGCAGUUAACUCUUCAACGGCGCCAGGAAAAAAGUCUGUGCAUGGACUAUAGGGGUGUUAUUUCAUGCCGGAAGGCUCUAAUAAUGUAAAAAAAAAAAAAGUCCUAAAUUUGUUUUCUAUGCUGCCUUUAGUAACCAAAUGAGUGAUAAAGGAGGGACGGUUGUGUCGUUGAUUUGUUGGCGUUCUAAAUGGUUGAAAUAGCGUUAAGUAGAACUUAUACCAGAUGCCUUGUUUACUGCUUUUUUUUUUACGAUUUAUUACCGUCACUAUUUUUAUUCUUUGACUCAUCAUCACCGACACAACGAUGCUGAAGAAAAAGUUUACAAAAGAAGAAAUCAAAUCGAAUCAGCCGAUGGACGUGUUGUAGAAUCUCCAGCGUAUAUUUCGUGAAACUUUACCGUCAAGUUUGUGAUUUGUUCCCUGUUUUUUUUUACGUUUGAGGCCAAAUGAGUCGUGGGAGUCCCUCAGUCCGUACCAUUUCUACCACUUUGGACUUUCAGUAAAGCUUCCAUUGGCUUAUCUUUAACUUACCAAAGAAAAAAUCCUAUUGAUUGAGUUUGUGGAGCAUUUUAAUAAACUUUUACCUUCUUAUGCUACCGUAAAGGCUCCACUUGUCAUCUUUAUUUAGCUUUACUUAGCAUUCAUUGGAAGCAAGCAAUAUUUGGAGGGAGGCUGUUAUUGCCUGAGGGAAAAAAUCGCAUAUAUAAUUAGUUCCUUUCUUGAUGUGAAUAAUGAUUGGGGAUGCAUGAGACAAUGGAUCAACAAGCAUAUACGUAAAUACGACAGCAGCAGCACAACCAAUGUUGUAAUUACGGUACGGAGCAAUGAUGACUGACAGCGUACAGCUAGAUAAUCAUGAUAUUUCAAGUCUGUUAUUGAUAUUUGUUAUGCUAAUUAGAGACCCGAACGCUUGUUGACGUUUUUAAAAAAAAUCCAACACUGCCACCUACUGGUAGAAAAAGGAAUACAGAGCAAUGGCAGCCAUUCUUGUUCUCAUCACGUUUUAAACAUGAAUUUAUGAUCAUUGUUGCUUAUAUCCUGUAUUUUAUUAUAAUUGUAUGAAUAAAUCAUAAUGAUAUCACAUGA
Messenger RNA from Doryrhamphus excisus (bluestripe pipefish), 3747 nucleotides. RefSeq names its product secreted frizzled-related protein 2 (gene sfrp2). Gene Ontology annotation, biological process: non-canonical Wnt signaling pathway; canonical Wnt signaling pathway. The record is from RefSeq and is a predicted model, not a curated record. Gene Ontology annotation, molecular function: Wnt-protein binding. NCBI's taxonomy places the organism in Eukaryota, Metazoa, Chordata, Actinopteri, Syngnathiformes, Syngnathidae.